Molecule: messenger RNA, 8566 nt
Organism: Pocillopora meandrina
Lineage: Eukaryota; Metazoa; Cnidaria; Anthozoa; Scleractinia; Pocilloporidae
Source: the annotation of a GenBank genome assembly
AUGUCUUCCUUUUACUUAAGACCUCUAAAUGGCGAAAAGGACAUUGCGGUUCCCUUUGGCAAAACCACGAUCGGAAGAGGUCCUUUACUUGGGGUAGGAUUUGCAAAAGCAUAGCAACAUUUUGAGUUGGUUCUUUAGAAAUUCGCUUCGUGUUCUCUUCAAGCUAUACUUACCAUAUCUAUUUAUUCUUUUCCAACAGGUGACAGACAAACGAGUGUCUAGAUCGCAUGCGGUACUGGAGGUGAAAGAUGAAAAUCUUACUAUUCUGCCCGUAAGUGAUUAAGCUAAGUGAUGACUGUUGCCUAAUCAUUUAGUGGAGACACUCACUCUUUAAUUGCUUUCUGAAAUCUAUCUUUAUUCAUGGAUCAAGUAUCUAAUAAGCUGGUUCAAUUAUGUUACUUGAUCACAGUACUUUUACAUCAUUCAGUAGUCCUAGAGUAAUAUAUCACUAACAUUGGAAAAAAUACUUUUACUAUGUUCUCAUUAUAAUACAAAUGACAAGACAAUGCGCAUCCCGGCGAUUUUACCCCAUGCCCACCCCUAUCGCACAUUAUUUCACCCUUCACCUUUCUGUUAGCCAUCAUAGUUUUUUCCUCACACACUUUAAGAAUUUUUUAAAGUAAUUAUUUUUUAUUCGCUAAAUAUGAUGAUAGGGGAUUAGAGCAGGUGUGACUCCAUGUUAAAUUUUUUCCCUUCAUCUUAACUUUAUCUUACUCUGUUAUCUGGCUGAAUACCUAAAUGGGAAAAGCAACAAAUCUAAAGUACUGAAUUGCUUCCCGCAUGCAUAUACAUGUACACCAUGUCUCCUUCUGGUGUGCAGAACCAAUCACCUGGUCUCUUUUACAGUUCUGUAAAUCUCAUGGAUAUAUCAUUGUUUUUCCAUUAAAGUAAGGAAGUUAUGUAGAUUGUAUCCUGGCCUAUUCAUAAAAUUUUUUGGUUUCUGGUUAAGGAUGGUUGUAUGGUUAUUUUUUUCCAAUCUUUGGGGUUAUUUGUUAGGUGUACUUGAGAGGCUUCAGUUCAUGAGAAGAGACUGGGAAAAGAUUCAGAGGUUUGGGGGAGGAGGUGAUCCUAAACCAAACAGCUCCAGAUUUUAGAUUCCCAAAGUUUGGCACCUCUGUAAAUGGGCAUUAACGAGUUAUUAUUUGAGAUUCUCAGUUUGCUACCAAAUGUCAUACCAGUAAACAAUAUUCAGACAGCAAUCUUCUUAGACCAACUCCAGGCAAGGUGUGGAUGGCAGUUGUAAAGGUUGACUGGUUAUUUAUUGGUGAUGAUUCAUUAUGAUUGAAGUUAUUCCUUACCUUUUAGCUUCACAUCAAUCCAACCUUUUUGAAAUCUUCUGAUGGAAAGAAGUUUGUAAGUUUGAAGAAAGGCAAAACCAGAGUCCUGAUUGAUGGUGAUGUUAUUGCAUUGCUUCCAGACAGCUUGUGCUUUAUGGUUGUUUGUCAGGGAGACUCACUUGAGAAUGGUGUAACAGAAGAACAAGUGGGAAUCUCCAAGAAUAAGAUGUUAGAUAAGCUUCUUACUAAGUCAAACAAGGCUCACGAUAAGGAAAAACCUACAAAAUCAUCAGACACACCCACAGGUGCUGUAUUGCUAAUGAGUAAUGCAUUGGGUAUUUUGUAUUUCAAGAACUUGAAGGGAGUUGAGAAGUGGGGGAUCAGUUUAUAGUUGAUUAAAAUUUUAGGUAUUUGACAUGGGAAAAAAUAAGUGAUAAAAGUGGUUUGAAGAAUUAAAAACAGGAAAAAGUGAAGAAAAAUGUUUUUGUCCUUAUUAUGUGUGAAACAAUGAGAUAUCAGACAACAGGCCUUUGGAUUAUAUAUUCUGACCCUCUACCACAGAGCUUCAGAGACUCUGGUGAGCUAGGCCAAUUUCACUAGAUUUGGUUUUUGUGACCCACAAAAAAAUGAUAUCACUACAGAUGAAAGAGGGUCCCCUAUAAAUUUUUCAGGAUCCUGGACUUCUUUUGAAUGAACUAUAACAUUAAAUGACAUUUUUAUUUUUAAAACAAUUAUAUUCUUGUAGAAAUCAUGUCUAUAAACUUUUAUAAUUGUAGCUUUAAGACUGAGGUAUAACAUUACUUUUAAUUAUUCUGAUAUUGUUUGCAGAUAUGUUGCUGGAUGAAUUCAUGAAUACUGAGCCUUCCUUAGGAACAUUUUCUGCUGAUGCAUUUACUAAACAUGUCAAUGUGAACUUUACAAGCAGUAAACCAUCCACUCAAGACACAAUUACAGCUAAUUCCUCCUUCUCUGUGGUAGGUAUCAGUAGAUUAUCAUUAAAUUAAAUCGAUGAAUCUUUAAAGCAAUCAGCCCCUAUGAAAGUGCAAAGUGUAAUUUUGUUACUUUGAUUGAGUUAUCUGUUGUGGUGAAUCAAAUAUUUCAAAAUGUGUAUUAAGUCUUGUUAUCUAAUUAUAAUUUGCAAUAAUAUGUGUGAAACCAGAUUCAACACACAUGUACAUAACUUUUCUAAGAGGCCUAGAACUCUGUUCUUUAGAUAGAAAAAGAUGUGAUACCACCAUACAGACCAUUGGUAGAGCCUGCACCUUUGCUGCAAAAGACACGCAAACUACCCUCAUGGUUAAUAGAGUCAACAAGUCAAAUAAAAUCUCCUGCUAAGAAUUCAGUUAACAGGAGAGGGAGAACUUUGGUUAGCCAAAAUGUAGAGAAGAAAACAGCCACAGGUAAUAGUUGUAGAGUGAAUUUACCCCCUAGAAGUCUAUUAUUCAGGCUGGUGCUGUCUUCUUUAAGUUGUUGGAUUCAAAUUAUUGCAUGUAACAUUUCAAUGAAUAAUUUCUUAUGUUUAACAAAAUAAGUUGCUUAAUCAUAAAAAUUACAAUUUCCUUGAUUGUGAUUAGUUUAAAAAACUCCUAUUUUCCAUGUAGUAAUUCACUUGCCAAGUUGUUAUCAGACAGUUUGUUAUCAGGCAGUUUGUUAUCGAACAGUUUGUUAUCAGAGCAGUUCAAUAUGCCAAACGCAUUCAAAGUUGUAGUUUAAAUCUACCAAUUACAUUAAUUUUAAAUUUUUAGUUCAAAUUAGCUGAUUACAACCUUGGUUUCAAUCACCAUAGAAACAGUGUACAGAUUCAUAAAUUGGGGCUUCCUACAAAAUUGAGCAAUUUUUUCCCUUGAACAAUGACAAUAGUUUAGAAGAUAUUUUGAUUUGUGUCAAUUUCAGAGAGGCAUUUGUCAGUCUUUAAUGCAAUUUUCCCUUUCUUUCUUAGAUUGGCUAUUCUUCUUUUCCUAGAAAUUCUAUUUUUUAUGAUUAAUUGGUACAAAGACUUUGUGUUGUCCAAUUUGGUCUGUAAUCAUACUCAUGACAAACAAAUCACACUCCUGCUGUGUGGAGGUCUGAUUUUGUUAUCACUUAAUUGUAUGGUUACAGACCAAAUUGGACUCCACUCAGUCCUUUUACAAUUACUUCUUGCCUAUUGUUACCUUACUGUAUGGUGGCUUGUAAUGUUACUACAUACCUACAUGAACUGUAGUUAAAAAAAAACAGCACCUGACAUUAUGAUUUUGCAAUAGGCAAAAUUGUUCAAUCUGUAAUAUUGUAUGCCAAAAAAAAUAGAUAAGCAAAUAAUUAAUAGAGUUAGAAAUUUAAAACCAUGCCCAGUGACCUCCUAGUGCAUUGAAUCUGUAAAUAUUUAAUAAGAGCUUAUUAUGGUCUAUUCAUACUGUCAUCUCUUAAUUUCCCAAAUUUCAUUGUUCACUCUCUUACUUUGAAGAUAACAAAGAAAGAAACAAAAUCACUAGGAGGGAAAAAUUGUCAGUGAAGGAGGAACAGAAGGUUUCAGGCAUAGAUGAGGAUUUUACCAUGGGGGAUGAUGAUGAAUCUGAGCAUUUGAAGGAUAGAGGAAAGAACAAAUUUGCAAAGAAAAGAUCAUCUACAAACACUGAAGACAAUGAGGAAGAUGUCAAACCCACAGAAAGCAAGAAAACAAGAACAAGCAGAAUACUAGGGAAUGAAAAUGAUGUUGACAAUGAGCCUUCAGGACCAAAAAGCAAGAAGGAUAUUCGUAAAACAUUUUCAGGAGAUACUGAUACUGGUGGAAGUGAUGAUGAGAUGUCUGCAUCCAAAGUAGAAAGAACCCAAAUGAAGGUAAAAAUUGGUACUUCCUCUUUAAUCAGCAGCCCUUUUGAAUAAGUUGCCAACCUGUUUGACAAAGUUUAAAACAAGUGCCCUUCCCUCCCUGAAUAGGCACCCUUUUUCCUUCCCUUCCCCAGUUUUAUGGGCCAACACUGAAAUAUGAACAGGUGUUUAUUAUUGUUUAUGCUAAGUGAUCUCAUCUAAUCAUUUUAUGAUCAGAGGUGGUAAUUCAUUUUUGCAGCAUCAUUACAAUACAAGAAACUGUCCUCUACUUUCAGGGGGACAUUGGGGUGUGCUGUAUUGUGGUAUCACAAAAUUUCUCAUGGUAUUUGGGUAAAAUUAAUCUUGAAUUGUGGUAUUCUGGAAACUUGUGUGAUACAGUUUUUUAACAUUUUGGAUAGUAUUAAAAAUUAUCCUUCAAGUCCUCCACAGUUUUCCAAGCCUUUUCCAGUUUGUUUUGGAAACAGGCUGAAACAGUAGCUGAAGAUUUAAGGUUCUCUAAUCCUUCAUGGGAGUUAUUAUAUGAAGCAUGAUCACAACUGAUUUUGAACAGUCCUGUUUGAUCAAUGACUGUAGUGGCCAAGUACAAGUCACAGCUUUGUGGUCCUGUACUGAAGUGACAUUUUUUUGUUAUUAAAAAAAAAAAACUAUGUUAGUUUGUAGAGUGGUAUGUUGUUCAAACCAAUGAGAUCACUGCAUUUGGGUAUGUAUCUUGUACCACUAUAAGGGUAUGUAUGAUCUGGCACCAAUCAGAUUGCCCCAUUAAGGUAUAUAUCUCUCACCAAUCAUAUCACAGCUUUCUUUUGGAAUCAGGGGGCUGAGCAUAAAGAAUGAUGUAAACCAUAAAUUUUGGGCUAAUUUUGAUAAGUGUAAUGGUUUGUGGCCUUCAUGGGAGCCUCGUUGCUUAAGGUCAAGAUUUAUCUGGAUAUGAAAGGUUCAGAUUUAACCUUUUUGUAUCAUUAUUAAGUUAAAAGGUGUUUUUUCCACUCCUUUACUCACAACUCGCAUGCCAAACAACUUACAUUCCAUCAUGUACCAUGAAAACAACAUCUAAAGUCCAAUCAGAACAUACCAAAUAAUAUCACUACAUGAACAUUUGACAAUUUUUCAGGUGCUUGAAUUGUUUACUACAAAUCAAAUUCUAUUUUGCCAAGUAAGACUUUGCUCCAUUACGUGUCAUUUCCUUGUAAACAACCCGCAUUUAAUUGCGUAUUCUUACCACUUUGUCCGACCCCACUGAAAAAAAUUCACAUGGAACUAAAUGCUACUGAUAGUAAAUUUUAUUCGCAGUUCUCCCACAUUUUGACUAUUUUGAUGAAUAUAAUUGGCUUUUAGCUACCUUGGACUUAAUUCAAUCACAUGUUAAUUUCUUGUGAACAACCUGCAUUUUAUCAUGUAUUUCACACAUGGAGGGCAAAGUCCAGGUAGGCAAUAAGCAAUCAAGAAGCACUAUUUAAAAUAUUAUCCUUUUCUUUUGAUCAAUGUAUCUUCUUUUAUUCAAGAUCGCAGUAUAUCUUUGGAUAGGGUCUAUUGGAGAUACAACAGAGUUUCAGUUUGCUUUUCAUAGUAAAAUUAUGCAGAAUUAUAUUUUUGAGGCAACUAAUUGUAGAUGAAUAAUUUUGAUUUUCUCUCUGUUAAAGGUAUUUUUCCAACUGUAUCACACUAUUACUAGUCCAUGUAUUUGUUUAAGUAUAGUCCUUGGGAGGUUGGGAGAACACUCGAUAAGCUGGAAACCACUCAGCUUCGCAUCGUGGUUUUCCACGCUUAUCUCGUGUUCUCCCAACCUCCUGCGUGUUUACAUCAGGCUAUGUAAACACGAAAACCAUUUUACAUUUCUUCAAUAGUGACUACAUACAUCAUACAUGUAUUGUUAGACAAACUAUUAAACAUUUUUUGCUCUGUAGACGGCAUGAAAAAUUAUGCUACCAGUUGAGCCUCUCCAAAAUGGCUAUGGGGCAGGGAAAAGGUGCUGUUGUAUGGGACCUGUAUUUUUUGAAGAGGAAACAAUAUUUUUAAAAAAAAAUUAUUUAUUAUAGUAGAAUCCUAAUUAACUGAUGCUAAGGUUUUUAAAUUAAGCCGUUACCAACAGUUCUACGGUUGUAAUGUUUUUCCCUCUUCUUUUGCAGGAAAAUGAAAAAGAAUCAGACAAAAUGAAACUUCCACCCUGUCCUUAUGGAAAGAAAUGCUACAGGUAUAUCUACCAAGCUACUGAAACCAAUUGAAGCUGCUAUCUUAAUUUAGGGAUUGAAAAUUAUUAGUUUUACAAUGCAUUUGACUUUCUUGAUCAUUAAUGGUCUCAUUUUUACAAUACCAGAUUUCCAGCUGAGCACUCCUUAAGGUGCUUUGUUUAUACACUUAUUCUACUGUGAAUUAUUUUUAAGUGAAUAAGAAUUUGAUGGUGUUUUCAUGAUUAAAGUAAUAGUUUAUUUCAGGAGAGCAUGUGCAUGAGUAAAUCAAUUCUAACAAUAGAAACAGUGUUGCUAUAUAGCUUACACAUUGCAUUUCUUCACUUGUACAGAAAUAAAUUUACCUUGAAUUAUUUCCUUAAAUCUUGUGAAGAAGGAAACCCUCUGUUAUCAAUUUGAUUAUUCAUCUUGUUUAGCAGAGAUAAAAAUAGAAUGCUUGUUCCAUUUUUUACUUUUCUGCCCUAUUAUUUUAUACACUAAGUGUUAGUCUGCUGACUAUAGGUUAAGAUUGCUGAUUUCAAUUGGUGGCCUAACUUUUUGAAAAUAGCAUUAAAGUUUAUAGACUUUCUUUUCAUUAGGUGAUUUGGAAAAGCAACUGUUUCAAUAAGAUUUUCAGUUGACACUUGUAAACCCACAUGAAAAAUCCUGUGUGAAAAAAAAAACUGUGAAUGUCAUUAUGCUAACUGUAAAGUUUUCCUUUAGUUCAGAUAAUCAUGAUAGUGAUAGGCAGCACUAUUUUGACCCAUAUUGAAUUACAGUGUAGUUAAUACUUUAAUAAAUCAAUUCUCUUUCCUUUUCAUUUGUUCCUGGCUUUGAUGAUGUUAAGGAACUUGGUGAUCUCCAUUUCUUUAUCACUGAAUUGUUAUCAGUAUAGAUUGUUAAAUUCAUCUUUCUGCCACGCUUGGAAAAAUGUGAAUACUGUUCAGAGCCAGCUCAAUAAUUAAAAUAUGUAUGGUGGCUGAAAAUUUGCAGAAAGAUAUAAAUAUAUCUUGAAGUGCUCAUUGCACUUCAGUCACAAAAAACAGGGUAAUCAACUUGUUCAGGAGUUUCAGGCACAUGAAGCUAAAAAGUAAGGGUGCAUGACUAUUAGAGACUGUUUUGCUGCAAUGGGAAACUUAGAUGAUCACAUGUUGAGAAAUAAUUAGGUAUUAUUGAGCAUGUUUUUACCACCUGUCUCAAGAAGAAUUACAAACUGAAAAAAGAAAGCUACCUUUCAACAAAUAAUUUUUCAAAAAAAGAAAAGAAAACCAUUUUGAGCUCCCUUCUGUUACUGACCCUGCCUGUCCAGACUGCACCUGUAACCAUUAUGGGAUGUGAAAGAACCCACAUUACUCCUCAAAUAGAGGCAGGAAUGUACUUGUAGACCUUCGAGUGCUGGUGUGGCCAGCUUUACUUCAUGUAUCCAUGCUUUAGUGAUGGACAGGUGUAAUCAUGAACAGAUACAAUGAAAUUUUGUAAUUGUUAGGAAACUCAUUUGAUGCAUGGUAGGAAAAUGUUUGGUAUGAGUUCACUACAUCUAAAACAAUACACAGUAAUGAUAUUGUUUCCUCAAAACAGGAAAAAUCCUUUGCAUUUCAAAGAGUAUUUGCACCCUGACAAGGAUAGUAGUGAUGAUGAUGAUGAUGAUGAUGAUGAUGAUAAAGUGGCUGGAGAUGAUAGUGAUGAUUACAGACCUGUUUGUCCUUAUGGCUCCAGUUGUUACAGGCAGAACCCUCAACACAGAAAAGAUUUCGAACACACUGAUGCUGUAGGUAGGCUGGGAAGUGUCAUGAUAUGCCAUGCUGCAUUGAUUAGGUUUGGUAUGUCCUCAGCAGCUACAUGUAGGUGUAAUAAUCCAAAUAGAAACAGCCCAAAAUUAGUUUGAUUCAAUUAUGAUGCCAACCAAUUCUAGUAGAAAUGAUAAAGAUUAGCUGAGAAAUUUGGUCUGGGAUUAGUUUUAAUCUUGCUAAAGGAAAAUAAGUUUGAUUGAGUUUGGAUUGCAUAUAUUAAUACUGUAACAGUUUUCCACUAAAAUUUUUCUCAUUUAUCUAAAAAGGUCCCAAACAUAAAACAACAAAGAAAAGGAAAAACCUUGAUGGCACAAGUGAUGAUGAUGGCCACAAUAGAAAUGAUUACAAUGACAGCUUCUUAGCUGAUGAUGCCAGUGAUGUUGAGGAGGAUGGUAGUAGCUACUCAGGGUCUGAUGACCCUGAUUGGCAGCCAGUACAAGGUGAUGAUAAUGGCAAGGAGGAUGUCAACCAGUUGUUACAUGAGGCUAAAGGGUUUCUAUGCAAUAAGAAAAUGACAAAACCAGUUUGA